Messenger RNA from [Torrubiella] hemipterigena, 1249 nucleotides. NCBI's taxonomy places the organism in Eukaryota, Fungi, Ascomycota, Sordariomycetes, Hypocreales, Clavicipitaceae. The record is from the annotation of a GenBank genome assembly.
CCCGCCUGUCAGCAAAAGUCACCACUAGUGCGUUGGAUCCCGCCCGCCACUGAGCCCCGCGCCCCGUGGCUUGUGCUCAGCAACACCCCUUUGGUGAGAAGCACUAUAUUUACGACCGCGCAACCAUCCUUCAAGACGCGACACUACCACGAGCCCGCAAAGAAAUCUUCAAAAGAUACUGUAUUUGGAAUAAGAAUCAAGCUAAGAUCUGAUAUCUACCCGGGAAUUCGCCACAUUCUACCUCACGACACGAUCCGAAGCGCGACGCUCGACAAACCAUAAUGUCGGAUUCACAUGCUGAUACGCCUGUCAAGCAAGAGCGACUUGAAGCUCAGAUCAAGUCUGCUGAUAUGACGGACGAUAUGCAACAAGAGUGCAUUGAAGUCGCCCAGGAAGCCAUGGCAAAGUUUACCAUCGAAAAGGAUAUCGCCCAGCACAUUAAGCGUACCUUUGACGACCGAAAGGGUCCUACAUGGCACUGCAUUGUUGGCCGCAACUUUGGCAGCUUUGUUACACACGAAACAAAACACUUCAUCUACUUCUACCUCGGCCACUGUGCCAUCCUCCUUUUCAAGACACAGUAAAGGAAAAAGGCCACGAGGAUGGGAAUUCUGGCAUUACGACGCCAUACGGACGCAGAUCGAACCGCAAGCUCUGUGCUGCGGCUACAAUAUAUACCUUGACUGCCGAAUAGGCAGCCGCAUUUCUUUGAUUUGGAAGAGUGAAGACCUAGAUCACACCCGUCGAAGAACGUUAGCUUUCAGCAGAGUCUAAUAGUACAUGUGGGCAACACCCAACAUAUCUACACCUUUCCUCUCGUAUUGCAUUCUGAACAGGUAUGGCACUAAAGAAGCCCUGCCUCAUGAGUGGUCAAAAUUUGAAUAAGAAAACAGCUGGCGAUUCUAUUUCAAAUGUGCAGAAUAGAACCCGCUGCUCAUUAGUUGACACUAUCAAGUAUUUAUAGAAACACACAAACGAAGACCUCUGAAUUUUCUCUUCGACGAGUUCCCCAGUACCCAAUGCCGGAAGAAUCUGGCUCGGCUAUGGUUAUGGUCAAUGAUUAACAGAUGCGCAUGUUGAAGAACCUUGCAGAAUGCGUGCGGCUACGAAGUUGUUUGCUGUAUUCCCAGGCUAACCAACGUCGAAGUCCUUAACCGAGGGUAUGAUACCUGAUCGAAACGUUGGUUUGGGUUGGCAGCUAUGUCAACUUUGGUUCAAGAUCAUCGUUCGCAGCCAUAUUAAUGCUUAG